Choloepus didactylus (southern two-toed sloth) is the source of this 1670-nucleotide messenger RNA. It is a transcript of the gene AK2, whose product is annotated as adenylate kinase 2. The coding region runs from base 67 to 771 and encodes 234 amino acids. The transcript is spliced from 7 exons. Gene Ontology annotation, biological process: ADP biosynthetic process. NCBI's taxonomy places the organism in Eukaryota, Metazoa, Chordata, Mammalia, Pilosa, Megalonychidae. The record is from RefSeq and is a predicted model, not a curated record. Gene Ontology annotation, molecular function: AMP kinase activity; ATP binding. Gene Ontology annotation, cellular component: mitochondrion; cytoplasm.
AACUGGCUUGGAAGCGCUGGACUUGCGAGGCGUGCGGUUGUGCGGCCACCAGAGGCAUCCGCGGACAUGGCUCCUAAUGUGCCAGCGGCCGAAUCGGCCGGAGAGAGCCCUAAAGGCAUUCGGGCCGUGCUGCUGGGGCCGCCCGGGGCUGGCAAGGGUACUCAGGCACCAAAAUUGGCCAAAAACUUCUGUGUCUGCCAUCUGGCUACUGGGGACAUGCUGAGGGCCAUGGUGGCUUCUGGCUCAGAGCUGGGGAAAAAGCUGAAGGCAACAAUGGAUGCUGGGAAGCUGGUUAGUGAUGAAAUGGUGGUGGAGCUCAUCGAGAAGAAUUUGGAGACCCCUCCGUGCAAGAAUGGUUUUCUUCUAGAUGGCUUCCCUCGGACUGUGAGGCAGGCAGAAAUGCUGGAUGACCUCAUGGAGAAGAGGAAAGAGAAGCUUAAUUCUGUGAUUGAAUUCAGCAUCCCAGACUCUAUGCUUGUCCGGAGAAUCACGGGAAGGUUGAUUCACCCCACGAGUGGCCGCUCCUAUCAUGAAGAGUUCAACCCCCCAAAGGAGCCCAUGAAAGAUGACAUUACUGGGGAACCUUUGAUCCGCCGAUCAGAUGAUAACGAGAAGGCCUUGAAGAUCCGCCUGGAUGCGUACCACACUCAGACCACCCCACUGGUAGAAUACUACAGAAAACAGGGGAUCCACUCUGCCAUCGAUGCAACCCAGACCCCUGACGUUGUGUUUGCGAGCAUCCUAGCAGCCUUCUCCAAAGCCACAUCCUAGUAACAGAAGGCCAGGCAAGACUGCACCACUGCUCAUCACCCUGCGGCGAGAUCCCUGCUCUUAGGUGCUGGGCAGAGGGAGGGGUGGUUAGGGUAAGGUUGGAAAGGGAGGGUAUUGAAGGGCUCAAGAGGAGUAUUUGGAAGAGCAACAGUGUUGUAGUGAGGUGGUUUCUUUUUCACAUAGGUGGGAGUUUUAAAAAUUACAUGUAAAGGGGAACUUAACUUUUUAAAUAUAGCUGUGAUUGGAGGAUGUGGUAGAAAUAAGGAGAUACAGUAUUAUUCCUAAGGAAUCAGUUUCUCUGAUGCUCUGGACUGGCAACAUUUUUAAAAGCCAGUGCCCUAAGAUCUCAGCUUUUAUCUCAUAAUCUCAUGGUUUGCCAGCCCAAGGUUGCAGGAAACCGAACUGUUUUCCUGUCUGUCCUAUAGGUUGGAACAGGGAGAGUUUGACAUCUGACCCUGAUUCCCCAUACCAUGAGAUAAAAAAAUCGUCUCCACAUUUGAGAUACUUAUGGCUUGUAUUCUCAGGGAGGGCUAUUCAGCAAAUCAAGUUUAUAAGAGUCAUGGGGAGGGGAGGACAGGCUGGGCUCAUUCUCUUCCCCUGACUUGCUACUGAUUUACCAGUAGACCUUUUCUCAUGGGAAGCUCUCAGCAGACACCCAGUACUCGCCAUAAUCCUAUGCUCUUGCCUUCUUCCAUCCACGGUGUGUGAAGGGACCAUUUUUAAUAAAUAAGCAAAUGUCUUAAGCAAUAUCCAAAGAUUGUCCUUUCCAUCCUCAAAAUCUGUGACUGAGAUUACGCGACAGCACUGUGAUGUCCUAUUUUCAAUGAGGUGCCUUUCUUAACUGACCAAAUGCUGCCUUGUUUGGCCCCUAAAUCAAUAAAGUAUGUUAAAAGAUUGUA